Molecule: messenger RNA, 294 nt
Organism: Gongylonema pulchrum
Lineage: Eukaryota; Metazoa; Nematoda; Chromadorea; Rhabditida; Gongylonematidae
Source: the annotation of a GenBank genome assembly
UUCCAGGCAUUACUUCAAGAACCAAAGCGCGUCCCGGAAAGUGAUGUCGAGGCGCGUGCCGCAUACUUUCGUGAGCAACGCGACAAAAUGUUGCAAAUGAAGCGAGUAGUGCGGGAACAACAAUUUCAGGAACUAGCUGAAAGCACAGCAAAAGAACGGCCAAAGACAGCGAAUGCUGCACGCAGUGCGAUGUCUGGACUGUCAUCUAGAAAACAAAGUACAUUGGAUCACGAGCUUCUAGAAGCAAGAAGAGCACUUGCGGCUAAACUGAAAAUAAAGGUGGAAGCGGAGUGA